This is a messenger RNA of Oncorhynchus mykiss (rainbow trout), 5332 nucleotides long. Its product is annotated as SLIT-ROBO Rho GTPase-activating protein 1. The record is from RefSeq and is a predicted model, not a curated record. Lineage: Eukaryota; Metazoa; Chordata; Actinopteri; Salmoniformes; Salmonidae. Gene Ontology annotation, molecular function: protein binding. Gene Ontology annotation, biological process: signal transduction.
CUGCAGUCUGUUUUGUCUGGGAAAACGAAGCAAAUGGGAAGUGUGGGACCGGGGAAACUAGAGAGCACCAAAAGAACGAUAUAUAUAAGACACGUGACGUACAGUUGCCGUGUACUACCUUGGUGCGGCGUGCAAUAAAACCGCGCGCCUCUCACCACAUUGAACAUUUCUAUUUAUCGGAUUAUUAAAGGUUAUGCAGUUGCAUCGACGCGACAUCUCCACUCUGCCUGACAUUGCCAGCAGUUAUCAGUGAUUUCAUUGAUUGAUAUCAGGAUUUCGUGUUGGCCUCCUUUUCUAGGACUACUCGUGUAUAAGGAGAACAAUGGACUAAACCUUUUCUUGAAUAGCUACUUUACAAGGGAAUACAUCUAAUUUGAAAGUUGGCGCCGAGUUUUCGUGGCUACAAAUUGUUGUUUGGUAGGGGAAAACUACUCAAUCUGUGUGAUGCUUCGGGUGUUAUAGGCGUGCAGCAAGACGAGCCUUUUAAUAGUUGAAUUUCCUAACUACUCUGAAUCGACCCGAACAUGUCUAAUACAAAGUUCAAAAAGGAUAAAGAAAUCAUUGCUGAUUACGAGAGUCAAGUUAAAGAGAUCCGUGCCCAGCUGGUGGAGCAGCAGAAAUGCCUGGACCAGCAGACAGAGAUGAGGGUGCAGCUCCUCCAGGACCUGCAGGACUUCUUCAGGAAGAAGUCCGAGAUUGAGAUGGAGUACUCCAGGAACCUGGAGAAACUGGCAGAGAGGUUCAUGGCUAAGACUCGGAGCACCAAGGACCACCAGCAGUACAAGAAGGACCAGAACCUGCUGUCCCCGGUUAACUGCUGGUACCUGUUGCUGAACCAGGUGAGGAGGGAGAGCAAGGACCACGCCACCCUCAGUGACAUCUACCUGAACAACGUCAUCAUGCGCUUCAUGCAGAUCAGCGAGGACUCCACACGCCUGCUCAAGAAGAGUAAGGAGAUAACGUUUCAGCUUCAGGAAGACUUGAUGAAGGUCCUCAACGAGCUUUACACUGUGAUGAAGACUUACCACAUGUACCACACGGAGAGCAUUAGUGCAGAGAGCAAGCUGAAGGAGGCGGAGAAGCAGGAGGAGAAGCAGAUCGGCCGGGCCGAGCCCGUCUUCAGCUAUCGCCUGGAAGACAAGCACCAGAGACGCAGCUCCGUCAAGAAGAUUGAGAAGAUGAAGGAAAAGCGCCAGGCCAAGUACUCGGAGAACAAGCUGAAGUCAAUCAAAGCACGGAACGAGUACCUGCUGACACUGGAGGCGACAAAUUCCUCCGUCUUCAAGUACUACAUCCACGACUUGUCUGACUUAAUUGACUGCUGUGAUCUGGGCUACCACGCCAGCCUGAACCGUGCCCUGAGGACCUACCUAUCGGCUGAGUACAACCUGGAGACAAGUCGCCACGAGGGCCUAGACAUCAUCGAGAACGCCGUGGACAGUCUGGACCCCCGCAGCGACCGCCAGCGCUUCAUGGAGUUGUACCCCACAGCCUUCUGCCCGCCCAUCAAGUUCCAGUUCCAGCCCCACAUGGGCGAUGAGGUGUGCCAGAUCGCGAUGCAGCCGCCGGUGAGCGGAGAGCUGAUGUUGAGGUUCCAGCAACUACAGUCCCGCCUGGCCACUCUGAACAUCGAGAACGAGGAGAUCAAGAAGACGUCAGAGGCCACCCUGACGACCAUCCAGGACAUGGUGACCAUCGAGGACUACGACGUAUCCGAGUGUUUCCACCACAGCCGCUCCACCGAGUCGGUGAAGUCCACCGUGUCUGAGACCUACCUCAGCAAGCCCAGCAUCGCCAAACGGAGGGCCAACCAGCAGGAGACAGAGCAAUUCUACUUCAUGAAAUUCCGGGAGUUUCUGGAGGGCAGCAAUCUCAUCUCCAAACUGCAGGCCAAGCACGACCUACUGAAGAGGACUCUGGGAGAAGGUCACCAAGGGGACUAUAUGACCACAAGGCCUCCCAAUGUGCCGCCCAAACCUCACAGUGGCACAAAUAGGAGGGCUAGGCCCCGCUCGGUCUUUAACGUUAAGUUGUUUAAUGGCAAUCUGGAGUCCUUUGUCAAGGACUCUGGACAAGCUAUUCCCCGUGUGGUGGAGAGCUGUGUUCGAUUCAUCAAUCUCUAUGGCCUUCAGCAUCAAGGGAUAUUCCGUGUGUCCGGGUCUCAGAUGGAAAUCAAUGACAUCAAGAACUCAUUCGAGAGAGGUAAGGACCCAUUGACAGAUGAAGAGAACAACCACGACAUCAACUCGGUUGCCGGGGUUCUUAAACUCUACUUCCGGGGCCUGGAGAAAUCCCUCUUGCCCAAGGAAAGAUUUAAUGACCUCCUCUCCUGCGUCAGAAUAGAGAACCUGUAUGAGCGGUCCCUUUACAUCCGUAAGAUUCUCCUGACCGCCGUGCCCAGAUCCAUCCUCAUCGUGAUGCGCUACCUUUUUGCCUUUCUCAAUCACCUGUCCCAGUACAGCGAUGAGAACAUGAUGGACCCCUAUAACCUGGCCAUCUGCUUCGGGCCCACCCUCAUGCCCACACCCAACAUCGAGGACCAGGUGUUGUGCCAGGCACACGUCAACGAGAUCAUCAAGACCAUCAUCAUCCACCACGAAACCAUCUUCCCCGACACCAAGGAGCUGGACGGGCCCGUCUAUGAGAAAUGCAUGGCCGGGGAAGACUACUGUGAGAGUCCCUACAGUGAGCAUGGGGCCAUAGAGGAGGUGGACAAUGAGGGAGGCACUGAGACGCAUACCAGUGAGGAUGAGGGCGAGCCCAUCGAAGCAAUUGCCAAGUUUGACUACGUGGGGCGUUCUGCCCGAGAGCUGUGCUUCAAGAAGGGUGCCUCCCUGCUGCUGUACCAGCGGGCAUCGGACGACUGGUGGGAGGGACGGCACAACGGCAUUGACGGCUUGGUACCUCACCAGUACAUCGUGGUGCAGGACAUGGAUGAUAAUUUCUCAGACACGCUUAGUCAGAAGGCUGACAGUGAGGCCAGCAGCGGCCAUGGAGCUGAGGACAAGUGUUCAGGAAAAGACAUUAGCUCUCCUACCGACACCAGGAUCACUGACGCCUACAUUGGCAGCAGGCAUAAGAAGAGGACGGAGCCCCCCUCCCGCCGCCCCCCGGCGCGCCCCAAUGAUGUCAACUGCAUGGUGCACCCCUCCCAGCAGACCCACGGUGGCCAGGCUCACACGCCUGAGAUGGGCUCCCCAGUUCUGGGUCACUCCUUCAGCCCCCGGGACCUGCUGCGGGGCCGUAACCACGGCCAGCUUCCCAUGGACAGCCCCGAGCACCGGCGCCGAACAGGCCACGGUAGCCUGACCAACAUCAGCCGCCACGAGUCACUGAAGAAGAUGGAGAGCCCGCCCAUUCGACGCUCCACAAGCUCGGGCCAGUACACAGCCGUGUUCCAGGACCCCCACCCGCAUGGUGGUGGCAAGCCCCUGGAUCCGGAGACCAUUGCACAGGACAUAGAGGAGACGAUGAACACGGCGCUGAACGAGCUGCGUGAGCUGGAGAGGCAGAGUUCGGCCAAGCACGCUCCCGAUGUUGUGCUGGACACCCUGGAGCAGAGGCAGUCGACCGGGGGUCCCACCCCAGCCAGCUCCAGCGAGUCCCUCAGCCCCCUCCACAACAUCCUUCUGAGGGCUCAGACCGGCGAGGCCGGGGGGCCCCCGAUGCGCCGCAGCACCAGCUCUUCCAGCGACACCAUGAGCACCUUCAAGCCGGUAGUGGUACCCCGUAUGGGGGUGCAGCUUAAGCCGCCUGCCCUGAGGCCCAAGCCCCUGGUGCUGCCCAAGACGGGCCCGGCUCACCCUCCCCCUGUACACCCUCCCCAAGACCCCCUAGACAAGUCGUGCACCAUGUGAACUUUGAACUCUGGGAUGGGAACAUGGACCAACAGGAAACUGGGAGAGGGUCUCUGACUACAUAUAGUAGCAAUAUGUUAUCAUUGUCUAUAAAUGAUAAUAAUAGUAACAAUAUUGUAUAAGACAGUAUAAGAACAGUCCAUUGCCUGGACAUUGAUGAUUCUGUUGUAAUUUGCUUUGUGAGAAAGAUGUGUUUUCUUGUGUCGAAGUUAACCAGUGUCCAGUAAGUUAACCACAUUUAUUAACAAUGAAAACAGGAACAUUCUCAGGUCUGCUAGACAGACUGAACUACCACAAGGAAAGGAGCAUGUUUCAGUGUGACUAACUAUCCAUGUGGAAAAUACUGUAGAAUCUGCUGAAAUGCCUAGCAUUGCUAGAUAAGUCAACUUUUUCUUCUUGAUCAUUACUGUAUACAGAACAACAAUUCACAAGGCUUCCUUUGAGGUUAGAGAAACUUGACUGGUAGUUUACAAAAACUAGAGAACUACAAAAGAAUGAACGCUAAAGAAACAAAAUAGUGCACGUUGCAAUUCUGUUUUGCUUACUACUCAGCCAGGGGAACUAUGGGAAAUGUAGUCCGUGUCAGUUGAACCUGACUAAGGUUUGCUUCUCACUUAGAUGGACAAUGCUUAGAUUUAGAGUACCACUCAGAAAUAUAAGCUGUCAAUAGUGAAAUUUCAAACCACCAUUUGAAAGCUGUUGGAAGUUUGGAUGUAGCUAAUGUUUAUAGCUGAGACUGAAGCAGGGAGGGCAAGAGUCCAGAUAUGUGUGUGAUCAUAAGGAUGCACUCUCACAUACAGUUUUGGCCAAAUAUAUUAGCACCCUUGCACUUUUCUUAAAUAAUUCCCUAUUUCUUCUCAAAUAAAUUGCAAUUGGAAAAAACCUUUGUUAUUGAAUUUUCAACAUUGCAGAACAUAUUUUAUUUUUAUAAACUUUAUUUUCUAAAUUAAAUUUGUAAACUUAAGACAAAUGGCCUGGGAAAAAUGAUUGGCACCCAGGAGCUAGUACUUGUGCAGUAGGGUUGCUUUGCUGCCUCUGGUACUGGGGCCUUGAAUGUGUGCAAGACAUCAUGAAUCAUGAAAUCAGCAGAUUAUCAAGGUAUUUUGGAGUUCAAUGUUCAACCCAGUGUCCAAAAAUGGUGUCUUUCUUUAAGGUUGUGGGUCUUCCAGCAGGACAACAUUUCAAAACACACGUCAAAAGCACCCUGAAAUGGUUCAAGAAGAAUCGCUGAACUGUUCUGGAGUGGCCAGCGAAGAGUUCAGAUCAGAAUCACAUCCAUAACCUAUGGAGGAAUCUGAAAGCAGCAGUUGGUGGAGGGCUCCCUCAAACAUUGAACAAUUAUAGCAGUUUGCUGCAGAAGAGUGGGCCAAAUUGCAAGUUGAAAGGUACAGCAAGCUCACUGAUGGCUCCAAGAAGCAUUUAUCUGAAGUUAUCUUGGCCAAAGGCCAUGUAACCAACUUCAAGCUCCAACUUCA